UAUAUUAAAGUGCUAAUAUGCGAAUAGGACAUGAUGGUAUGUCUGUCAUUAAAAUAUAAGCGCACGUAAAAUAAAUUCGGUAUAUUUAUGUGAAACAAAAAUAAAGUUCACAAUAAAAGCAAUGAAGAAGCUUAUUUUUUAAAUUCGCAAAAAAUAUGGACCCAUCUCAUCUUUUUUUUUGAUAGUGCAAUAUUAUUUUAUAAGAUCUGAUUCAUUUAAUAACAACGGCUGGUAUUAGUGCAGACAUUACAAGCUCGAGGUACGAACUAUUAUAACACCCGAAACCUUCCCAGUGGUCAUUAAUUACAUCUUGACGGGAACGCAUUUAGGGUAAAAUUUCAAAAAAGAAUGUGAUAAACAGAAGUCAACAUAAGUUACCCAGGUCACUGGGGGGUCGGGCGUAUGCCCGUACCUCCUACAACUGAUUUACUAGCUACUAUUAGCAUGUUCGAACAACAAAUUAAAUCGGAACCAUUGACUUAUUAUUCACCAUGUCAGCCUCCUGCCCAGGACUCACAAAAUUCUCAUCAUGAUCUUCAACAACAACAACAGCAGAGUCAACAGCAACAGCGUUCUGUUAUAACAGCAAUUGACAAUAAAAACAACUUGCUACAUUCACAAGUUUUGCUGGCACAACAAUCAAGUACUUCUAUCUCUGCUGUUUCUGAUGUUCUGAAACCAGAAAUUCUCCAAUCAAGUAAUGGAAUGUCAAUAUCAUUAUCGUCUACAAACAGCACUGGAUCCGGACAAUCUAGAAGUAAACCUCAAGCAUGCAAAGUCUGCGGUAAAAUGCUUUCAUCAGCGAGCAGUUACUAUGUACAUAUGAAAUUACACUCUGGAACGAAGCCAUUUCAGUGCACAAUUUGCGAAGCUGCGUUUUGUAGAAAACCUUACCUCGAAGUACAUAUGCGAACACAUACGGGUGAGCGACCGUUUCAGUGCGAACUUUGCUUAAAGCGGUUUAGUCAGAAAUCUUCACUCAAUACUCACAAGCGUAUUCAUACAGGUUAUUGGAGCAUUCAUAGACCGUUCCAGUGCAGUCAGUGCAGUUCAUCAUUUUGUCGGAAACCCUAUUUAGAUAUCCACAUGAGAACACACACUGGCGAAAAACCAUUUCAAUGUGAUAUAUGUUUGAAACGAUUUACACAAAAAUCUACUUUGAAUAUCCAUAAGCGGACUCAUUCGGUUCAAGAUCGACCCUAUCACUGCGAGCAAUGCCCAGCCACAUUUGCACGAAAACCUUAUCUCGAUAUACAUAUGAGGACACAUACCGGCGAACGACCUUUUGAAUGCGAUGUGUGUCUAAAACGUUUUACUCAGAAGUCAUCACUUAAUAUUCACAAAACUGUUCACAACGUAGGCAUACGUCCUUUUCAAUGCACACUUUGCCCGGCCGCGUUUGUACGAAAGCCUUAUCUUGAUAUUCACCAGCGAACUCAUACUGGAGAAAGACCUUUUGAAUGUGAAAUUUGCACUAAACGAUUUUCACAACGAUCAACUUUAAAUAUUCAUAAACGAAUUCAUACAGGUGAAAGACCCUAUGCAUGUGAUAUUUGCAACAAGACGUUUGCUGUGAAAAGUUAUGUUACUGCACACCGGUGGUCGCAUGUCUCCGAAAAACCUUUGAGCUGUGAUCGUUGUUCGAUGACUUUUACUAGUAAGUCACAAUUUGCGGUUCAUAUUCGUACACAUUCGGCAGGUCAAAAUUUCGAAUGCAACGUUUGUGGCCGAGCAUUUAUUCGUGAUAGUUAUCUUAUAAGACAUCAUAACCGAGUACAUCGUCAAGAACGUACAACCGCAAACAGCAUAGCAACUAUAAAUAGCGUUGCCACUGGAGAAGAUAUUGGCAACGCUAACACACCCGAUCGUGUGGAUAUUUUCGAAACAAACAGUUCCCAAGUUUGUGAUUUAAGAUAUGUUCCGAAUUUGGUGAUGAAUCGAUCGCCGGUCAUCUCUCAAUUAUCGCCACGGGACAGUACCCAAGCAAUAUCAAUGAAUCAUCAAGAAACAAAUCGCAGUCAAAUAAACAUUAAUGAAGCUCGUAGCAUACAUUUAAGCGAACGUUUAAUUCAAGAUGCCAGAGUUAUUCACGAAAGAGCAGUUCAAGAACAGCAACGUGCCAUACAAGAAAGAGCUAAUCAAGAACGCAUACUUCAAGAGAGUGCAUUUCAGGAACGGGCAUUGCAGGAUCAACAUGUCAUUCAAGAAAGACUUCUCCAGGAGAGUGCCGAUGAAGAGAGAAUAAUUCAUGCCGCAGCUGCUCAAGCGUCUUUAAGUUUACAACAAGGCCAUGUUUUAGUUCGUAACAACAUAUUAGAAAAAUCUACGGUGAUCAGCCCAGGUUCGGUUUAAAACUAGCUGUAUAAAGUAAAGUCGUUUCAAGUAAUAA
Molecule: messenger RNA, 2389 nt
Organism: Episyrphus balteatus (marmalade hoverfly)
Lineage: Eukaryota; Metazoa; Arthropoda; Insecta; Diptera; Syrphidae
Product: zinc finger protein OZF-like
Exons: 12
Coding region: 403-2352 (649 amino acids)
Biological process (GO): regulation of transcription by RNA polymerase II
Cellular component (GO): nucleus
Molecular function (GO): RNA polymerase II cis-regulatory region sequence-specific DNA binding; DNA-binding transcription activator activity, RNA polymerase II-specific
Source: RefSeq, a predicted model, not a curated record